Aspergillus ochraceoroseus IBT 24754 is the source of this 679-nucleotide messenger RNA. Its product is annotated as SANT/Myb-like DNA-binding domain-containing protein. NCBI's taxonomy places the organism in Eukaryota, Fungi, Ascomycota, Eurotiomycetes, Eurotiales, Aspergillaceae. The record is from RefSeq and is a predicted model, not a curated record. The transcript is spliced from 2 exons. The coding region runs from base 1 to 528 and encodes 175 amino acids.
AUGUCAUCCAGAGCCACGCAGGAUCCUGGUAUCAGCACCAUUCCGUGGACCGCAGAGGACGAUAGGCUGCUCCGGGAAUUAAAGACCGCAAAGGUAUCCUGGCGGAAGAUCUCGAUGGUGAUAGACGAUAGACCAAUAAGGGACCUCAAAAGACGCUGGGACUGUAUUCGGAGUGGCAAACCCAGAUACUCCCAAGUAUACUCGUUUGCGGAAGAUGCGGACGGAUUUUAUUCAACCAUUGAACAGCCAUACGCCUGGGGAACAAAAUACCAAGGGAAAGAGCGCCAUGUUUCGUUCAGGACGCUACCCACUGACGAGGCAGAUGAAGAGGAAAAUAUCUCUCAACCGCCAAAGAUCAAGAGAGUGUAUUACAUCGAUGAUGCCUUCACCUUGGAGGACGUUUUACUUCUCCACAAAAUCGCCUCAGAAUGGAGAAAGGACCGAUGGACAACCAUUAGUACUCGAUUCAAUGAGAUGACUGGACGUCAUAUCACCCCGGAUGAAGCAAAGUCGGUUAUUGACACCUAGGAAACAAUGGCUUUACUGGGAGAGAACGGCUUAGAACAGAUUAAAGGGUCGAGACCCUGGACCCAAGAUCUCUCUGCUUUUUUGCCCUUGCGUUGGUUGUAUCCAUUUCUUGCAUUUCCAGGGUUGAGAUGGAAGAAGUUGAGGAUCCGAC